Messenger RNA from Schistocerca gregaria, 1614 nucleotides. Its product is annotated as vegetative catalase-like. Gene Ontology annotation, molecular function: catalase activity; heme binding. The transcript is spliced from 7 exons. The record is from RefSeq and is a predicted model, not a curated record. Bases 1 to 1464 code for a protein of 487 amino acids. Gene Ontology annotation, cellular component: mitochondrion; cytoplasm; peroxisome. Gene Ontology annotation, biological process: hydrogen peroxide catabolic process; response to hydrogen peroxide. NCBI's taxonomy places the organism in Eukaryota, Metazoa, Arthropoda, Insecta, Orthoptera, Acrididae.
AUGUCUAACCUACUGAGCUCAGCCAACGGAAUACCUCUACAAGAGUAUGGUGUUACCGAAACUGCAGGUAAAUUUGGAGGCUUAACCCUUUCCCAAGACACCAUAUACUUUGAAAAAUUAGGACACUUCCACCGCGAAGUUAUCCCAGAACGUCGAGUACAUGCUAAGGGCAGCGGAGCGUAUGGGUACUUUGAGGUCACUGCUGAUAUGACAAAGUAUUGUAAGGCAAAGUUUCUGAAUGAAGUAGGAAAGCAAACGCCUGUUUUCGCUCGAUUCAGCCUAGUCGUGGGAGAGCGCGGGUCAUCAGACGUAGCUCGUGAUGUUCGCGGGUUUGCAUUAAAAUUCUACACUGAAGAAGGAAACUGGGAUAUGGUUGGAAACAAUACACCAAUUUUUUUCAUCAGUGACGCCAUAAGAUUCCCUGAUCUUAUACACGCGAUGAAGCGUCAUCCCCAGACAAACCUGGUCGAUCCAACAACAGCCUGGGACUUUUGGAGCUCGGUUCCAGAAUCCACUCAUCAAGUGCUUAUGUUGUUUACAGAUCGUGGAAUACCAGAUGGAUAUCGUCACAUGAAUGGGUAUGGUAGCCAUACAUUCAAGUGGGUCAAUGAUAAAAAUGAGGUCACUUGGGUUAAAUUCCAUUUCAAAACGGAAGCAGGAAUUAAGUGUUUGCUAUCUAGCGACCCAAAACAUUUCGGUGUACUUGACGACCCGGAUUACUCCUCCCGUGAUUUAUACGAGCACAUCGCGAACAAUAAAGAGGCUUGUUGGAAAGCAUACGUUCAGCUUAUGCCCUAUGAUGAUGCUUGGACGUAUAAAAUAGAUCCAUUUGACCUCACCAGGGUUUGGUCCCAUAAAGAUUAUCCUCUUAUUGAGUAUGGUCGUUUGGUUCUCAACCGCAAUCCAACGAAUUACCACGCAGAAGUUGAGCAAGUAGCUUUUUCACCUGCUAAUUUCGUACCGGGUAUUGAGCCAUCACCUGACAAGGUCCUCCAAGGUCGACUUUACUCUUAUAUGGAUUCUCAGUUUUACCGUUUGUGCAAGAAUUACACCACCCUUCCGAUCAACUGUCCGUAUCGGGUAAAAAUACAAAACUAUCAUCGGGACGGUAUUACGCACACUUCUAACGGAGAGAAUAAGCCGACUUACUGGCCAAAUUCAUUCGGUGGCCCGAAUCCAGACCCAGCCUAUAAUCGAUCAGAGUACAAGCUCAGAGACACCAAUGUUGGACGUUAUCCUACAGUAGAAGAUAAACAAGAUUACUUUACCCAGCCGGGAUGUCUUUAUCGUAAUGUGCUGAAAGAGGACGAGCGCCAACGUGUCAUAACUAAUAUCGCAGGCAGUUUAUCUUUUGUAUCGUCUGACCAAGUCAAGGCUCGAGCCAUCAAGAACUUCUAUAUGGUAGACAAAGACUUAGGCACUCAAUUAGCUCAGAAACUAGAUAUUAAAGUUGAUUUCACCUAAGAAGAAUGCUGCCAUAUGCUUGCUUAUAGCACCAAGUAGUUGCUCUUUUAUUACUUAAAAACCCCUACCGCAACGCUUUGGUGUAAUUAAGGCAAGUCUGAUUUUGGUUCUUACAUAAAAUUGUGGUACCAAAAAUUUUCAGCCUCUCAA